Messenger RNA from Mytilus trossulus (common blue mussel), 9667 nucleotides. Its product is annotated as neuroglian-like. The record is from RefSeq and is a predicted model, not a curated record. The coding region runs from base 398 to 2482 and encodes 694 amino acids. The transcript is spliced from 14 exons. Gene Ontology annotation, cellular component: plasma membrane; axon. Lineage: Eukaryota; Metazoa; Mollusca; Bivalvia; Mytilida; Mytilidae. Gene Ontology annotation, molecular function: cell-cell adhesion mediator activity. Gene Ontology annotation, biological process: dendrite self-avoidance; homophilic cell-cell adhesion; axon guidance.
CGUCCAUGAACAAAUGCAUUUUCUGAUUUCAUCUUUGAUGAUCGAAUCGCCACAUGUUUGAAAAGUUUAUACGGAUUUACCUGUAUACACAGGUACGCGGCAUAUUUGAUUGAACUUAGCGUUCCCUAUUCUAUACACAGGUUAUAAUUAACAGUACUACAAUUAGCAACUAAAGGAAUUUGACAGCUUUCGCUUUUAAUAGACUAAUUGAGUUCACUCCACCAUUGUCCAAAUCAAUACUUUUAUCAUAUAUAAAUCAACGAUUUUAGUGAGGAUCUGCAGUACACAAGGAAAUAUAGACAUUUUAUUUAGAAAUUUUGUUAGACUUGAAGGGUUCAAAAAAGAUUUAUAAACUGCAUUUGAAAAGAAAAUAGAAGCAAUAAUAUUAAAAAAGAAAAUGAAGACAUUAGUAACAGUAAUACUUUUUGUUGCUAUUCUAUCGAUGAUACAAUGUGCUGAUCCUGAAACACCACCACAGAUCACAAGUCCAUUCCAAGAUUCAUAUUAUAUGAAAGAGGAAGAUGAUACGCCAAAAAUGUUCAAAUGUAGUUCUACCGGAAACCCUGCCCCAACAUAUGAAUGGCGUAAAGAUGGUAAAGUCAUCGUUAACAGCCUACAGAUAACUUCGAACACAAUGACAGGAGAAUUGACUAUAACCAAACCAGAGGUAGUUGACUUUGGAACCUUUCAGUGUUUUGCUUCUAAUAAACAUGGGUCGGCAAUGGCUGCACCAUUCAAAGUGGAAAGAGCAGUUAUUUUGAGCUUUAGUGAUACACAAGAAAUAAGCGUAGAUGCUACUCAAUACAAGGAAAUGUCGAUACAGUGUAAGGGUAAACCCAAAUGUGUACCAGGUAAUGAGUGCAAGAUAGAAUGGAAAUUAGGGGAAGGAACCAGUAAUACAGUGGAAGAAUCUAAACGUAUAGCUGUUGAUAAAGACGGUAGACUACAUUUCCUGUUUGUUGAUCUUGGUGACGAAUCUACAGCAGCAGAUCCCUAUGCAUGUGGUAUGAACAAUGAACUGAUGAAAGCUUUCUACAAGGGUGGCAAUGUCAUCAUGACAGUCAAAAGAGUUACUAAUCCUGUUCAGCUUAAACCAAAGGUUCAAUUCAGCCAGGAUGUGAAAGGUUUACUAGGGGGAGAGGUGGAACUGCAAUGUGUCUUUUCUGGAUAUCCAUUACCAGAUAUUGAGUGGUAUUCACCUGAAAACACCAUUAUACAGCCAAGCAGCAAGUACAGUUUUAGGGACGGAUCUAUUAGGAGAAAUCUUAAGAUUAAAAUGUUAAGUGCCAGUGAUGAGGGAACAUACACCUGUGCAGCAUUCAACAUAGUUGGUAGAGUUGAAGCCAGGUUAUAUCUCAAUGUUACAUCGAAGCCUAGAUUUCCAGAAGGUCAGAUUUUUGAGUCUCAAGUUGUCCCAAUCGGAGACAAUGCUGUGUUCAGAUGUAAUAUGGAAUCCAUGAGAGGAGAGAAUCCUCCAUCUAGGCCAACUUGGAGAAGGAAUGGUGUAGUAUUGAGCCCUAGUCAAAUUGGCAGCAGUUCUUCACAGAAGUAUCAUUUAAGUGAUGAUGGAACAAUUCUCACCAUAAAAAAUGUACAGAACCCAGGUGACUCAUGUAAUAUAAUGUGUCAAACUUCAAACGUUAUAAUUGAUGUAAAUGGCGCUGAUGCUGAAUCUACAAGUUACGCUGAUGCUUUUCUACGGGUUAUAGAUCCAAUUACUGUACAACUUCUUACACAAGCUCAACUUGAGAUAGAUGCACCUGAGCCAUUUAGUAUGGCGUUUAGUGCUACCACCGAUCCAUCUGUACCAAAACUAAUCUAUAAGUGGUCACUACUGGGAGCCAAUAAUGAGACUUAUUACGAUCACAACACACUGAUGAAUAAGCCAUUCGUUAGCUUUAAUAUAGACAUGACCAAUCUGACCAUUGAUCCAGCCAAGGUUAACAUGGACAAUGAUGAUGACAAGGUUCGAGCGGUCAUCGGAACGUACCGAGUCAAUAUUUCACAUACACAUGACUGGGAAGCGAGAAGCUUUGAAAUUACGAGUAACAUUAAACCUGCAACUAAAGCCCCUAUUAUAAGCUCUGCUGGUUUUGACCUGUGGAUCAUAGGAGUUAUUUUAGGAGUAAUAGUUCUACUCAUUGUUGUCUUCUUUAUCAUCUGCACCUUGUACAGAAACAGAGGAGGAGAAUAUCCAGUUGAUAAGAAGGAAGUUGCAGCUGGACACGAUCCAGCUCAAGAAUUAAAGGACAGUGGCUUUUCAGAUUUAUCUAGGGCGGACGGAGAAAAGACUCCCUUUGAUAAAGUAUCGUUAUCCGAUGAUGUGAAACCCUUGGAAAGUGACGAAGACAGUAUGAUGGGAGAUUACGAUGAUGAUGCUGAUAUGACCAAAUUUAACGAAGAUGGGUCAUUUAUUGGAAUAUACAUGGACAAAAAAGGUCAAGAUCAGACUCCUGUACAUCAAACUCAGUCAACUGUCUAAAUAUAUAUAUAUGUAUAGAUGUUAGAUAAAAUGUUCUAAAAUCAAAGUGCUCACAGUACUGUAAGAACAGGUCUAAUGUGAAAGUGCUUGAAAUUCUGUAUUGAAAGAUUUUGAAAUGAAAGUUCAUGCAGUACUAUAGGAAUAGGUUCUGAGUUUAAUAAAAGUACUGGAAGUGCUAUAAGAGUAAAACUAACAGUACUCUUAGUUUUGUUUUACAUUUAAAAUAUCAAUUGAAUAUCUGAGUGUUGCUUCCAUAAAUUAAAUUAAAAAUAAAAUUGAUGUUAAGAUUAAAUGAAUUCUGUAACUCAAAUUCUAUCAGGAAGUUCCUUAAACUUUAAAAAUAUUUUGGCAGUUUAGAAGACUUUCAAAUAAUUAUAAAAGUAUUGAUUAAUAAUUCGUAACACAUUUGUAGUUUUAAUUGAUUUUUAUCAAAUUAUGUUCUACUUUUUCACUGUAAUUUAGUAAUUUAGUAAGUGAAAAUUAUUUGAAAAAACACAAAUCCAUUUGUAGAAAUUUAGUGAUAUUUGAUGCAAUAAUUUCAUAUUUUAGAGGACUAUGAUCUCAUUAUAAUUCAUCUUCAUUUCAUCUUUCAUUUCCAUUUUAAUUUUGACAAAUAUAUGUGCCAUAUGAUAGUUCAUCUUGUAUAUACAUUUAAAUUUAUAUAAAGUAACUUUGAAAAAAGUAAUAACGAAUAGUAUGUCAUUUAGGGGUUAGCAAUACAAAUUAUCAUUUCAUUUUAAUAAAUGUGUAUUGUAUUAUGUGAUUUAUUAAAACUAUUUAUGAAAAGUUUGAAGAUCAUGUUCAAAGUCAAUAUUUUGAAAAUUUCAAAUAACCUUUUUGACAUUCUUAAGAAUUUGUUUCAUUGGUGGAGGAUUAUCCCUUUGUAAGGUCUCUUAAAAAUUCUACUCGAUGUACUAGUGAUUGUAAAAAACUCUUUCAAUUGUAAAUCCAGAAGGACAAUCAACAAGAAGUAAUGAGCACCUUCCUGUACAUUAAAUAAUUUGGUGUUGUCUCCGUUUAUUGUUUAUCCAUUUGUACAUAUCUUAUUUUGGAAUCCAGGGAAGAAUGUUUUGUCUCAUUAUUCUCGGUGAUGGGAAGUUUCAUAUAUAAUAAAACAACAUUUUCUAAUUAAAUGGCAAAUUGAAUUUAACUGGAAAAAAUAUUUUCAAGAUGUAUAUACUUGGACUUUUAAAAGCUGCUGUUCACUUUCUUUCUAGAAAUUUAUAAAGAAAAUAUUUAAUUUUAUUUAUUUGUAAAAGUUAAGAUUUCUAUGAUGUUGUUAAUUUUUAUCUGAUUUAAAAGUAUGAAUUUUUGUAUUUACAGAUUUUCAUCACCUAAGCUUGUCAUUUUUUAUUUGAUUCUUUCUUUUUUUGAAUAUUUGAUUGAUCUAAGGUGGUACCCAACACCUAAACUAAAAUUAAUUUGGCUCGUUUAAUUUUAUUAAAAUUUUGUCAAAGUAUUUACUUUGACCCUUUGACAAAAAUAUAAAAAUUUCAAAUAAUUUGAACCAACAGUUUAAUCAGAAAAAUUACACGGGUUAUAUAGCAGUUUGACAAACAAUAGUUUUGAUCGUUUAGAAGCUUAAAAAUCCCUUAACAUAUAACGUCAUUAAAACGUUCCACUGAGUUUACAGAGUUAUCUCCCUGUAGUGUUAGGUACCACCUUAAAGCCACAAAAAUCCUUUCAAUAUUCUAAAAGGAAGAUUGCAAAUUAGAAAUCAUGAAAACACCAGUUUUAUGAAUUCUACAUUACAUACAUUAUUUAAUUAUUUCUAAUAUGCUUGAGAGGUACGAUUUCCAUGAUUUUAUUAUUUUGACUUAUGAUUUGGCUAUCUGUAAUUGAUAAAAAUAUCAUGUGACAUUAUAGGAAUCAUAAUUUAAUAUCCAUUCUACUUACAACCACAAAGUGUUAUUCACAACAAGACACAAAUGAUAUUAACCAAUUAUCAUAGGUCAAAACUUCAAAAUCCUAAAUCUCCCACUACUUUAUUUGAUGUUUAAGUUUUGCACCUUUUAGUUUGUUUAUAACAAGACUAUUGCUAUAUUAUACAAGUAUCCCAUUUUCUUUGAUAUUUAAGUUUUGCACUUUUUAUUUAGUUUACAAGGUGUCUAUUGCUUUACUAUACCAAUCUCCCAUUUUGUUUGACAUGUUAGUUUUGCACAUUUUAUUUUUAGUUUAUAAUGAGACCAUUGAUAUAUUAUAUAGGGUUACUCCAUGGUUAAAAUUCUUGGGAAUGGAAGUUGAGAUGCUGCAGACACCAACAAGAUGAUGAAAGAAUUUUGGUAAAAAACCGAGAGCUUUGUAACAAACCAUGUAAUCUUUUACUAAUCUGUCAUCUCCAUACCAUUUUCCAAAAGCAAUACCAGGUACCUGUGUGUUUUCUCCUUUGUUUCAUGUCUGCCCUGUGUAUAGUGUAUUGCACACAAAAGUAAAUUAUUUAAAACGAAAAUCAGAUUUUCCUUUUUAAAUUUAUUUCAUUUGGCACUUGAUUCUUGUAUCAAAAAUCUUUUCAAGGAAAUCUGAAAUCUUAAAAGUCUGCCAUUUAAAUAAUUUGAUUUUCUUUUUCAAAUUAAUCACUUCAUUCCUGCAUCAAAAAUCUUCUAAAGAAAAAAUGAAGUGUUAAAAGUCUGUCAUUUGUUUUUCUUUCCAUUAGAUAUUGAAUUAUUGUUGCCAUUAUUGCUGUGUGCUGCAUACCAAAUUCAUCUAAUACAGUUUGACUUUUCAUUAAUUGCUUCUUAUUAAGAUACUGAAAUGAAUGACAGUAAAUACAAACGAAACGAGAGUUUUCCCCUGCACAUUACCUGGUUUGUUGAAAAUCUUCACUGUAGCUUAAAAUGGCUGAAAUAUCGUAGAAAUGUAAAAGUGAUUACACAUUUAGACAAUUUUGCUAAUCGGGAAAUUUUGAGUAUGAUGCUAGUUUAAUAGAUUAAAUAAAUGGAUAUUGAAUUAAAAUGGAGCUGGAUUUUAAUUUGUCAGUGGUUCAAAGAUUAUUGGAAAUUAAUUUGCCUAUGUGAAAACAUAAGAGUAUUGACGAAAGUGACCAUUUCUUGUUGCAUUGUGUGUUAAACUCCACAAAAAUGAAUAUCAGUUUUCUUUCAAAAAUUUACACACUCUACUAAAUAAAUUUGACCUAACCACAAUGCAUCAGCAAUAUGUCAUCUUGAUCAAAUGAAACACUGACAAUUAGAAUAGCUCCUACAUUACAGGUGAUAGGCUUAGUGUAUAAAUGUUAUGAAUUUGCAGCAUCUCUGCUUUGCAUGACCCCACAUGGUGCUUACUAAUUAUACAGUAAAGAAGAGCCGUUCUAAUAAUUAUUAUAAGGAUUCAUUAUGAGUCUAUUUUGUCAUUUUUAUUGAUUUCAUUAGGCAAUAGGUAUAACAAGGCCUCUUUUGGAUUCCUACAUUUUAAAUUUUACAAUUCUUUCAAAAUAACGAAAAAAUCUCAGGAGUAAAUAAUUUUUUGAAAUUUGUCUUAAAACAUUUUUAGAACAAGAAUUACUUUUGAUUCAGAAGUUUUUGUGUGGAUUAAUUAUGGCCGUUAUUGAAUAGUGAUCAAAACAGUGAGAUUAGUAAUUGAGAUUGCAGAUGAUGAGGCAUAGAAAUGAUGCUAGCAAAUAUAAAUGCUAAUUUCCAUAUUCACAAAACUAAUGCCGUCACAAUAGUUUUUUUGCUAUUAUAAAAAUCACCACAAACAUUUCUGAAUAAACAGUACUUAUACCUAUUAGAUCCAUAAAUAUUUAUGUACGAUCUUUAUUCUUUUACACUUUAUUUGCAAUUUCAGGGAUGAUUUAAAUUGUUCUUAUCAUACCUAAUCCUAUAAAGAUAUUGAGAUUUGAAUGUUACCAUAAUAACAAUGAGAUAUGAUGUUGAUUUCAUAAUACAUAACAAGGGAAUUAACUCUAUAGAAGUUAUAGAAAUGCUUUAUAAGCAUUUCUAAUCAUUUGUAUAUUUUAAUGGCAUGGUAAUAAUAAAGCAUCUUAAUUCAUUAACAUUGCGGAAAGUAACAUUGGAUACAUUGUAAAAAUUGUAAUUGCUAAUUAAGCAAUGAGAAAGUUUUAAAUUGAUUCAGUUGAUUUGUAAUUUUUUCUCCAAAUGAAAAACAUGAACAAAGAAACAAUAAGAAUGUCAUUUACCUUCUAGUAGUAAGUCUAUUGAAUGUUUCUUAAAUGUAGUAACUCAUGUAAUUUUAAGUGACAAUUCUGUUAAAAAAUCAACUUUUAUAUGUAUUCACAUAUCAAAUUUAAUGGCGAUUAUUUUAUAAAUAAAUUUUUAUUUAGAAGCAUUCCAUAUCUCUAUAUACUAUCUGUUUAAUGUCUGCUCAGGUCUCAAACUGUAUUGUCAUACAUGUUUUCGAACAUAGUUUUGUUUUAAGAAUUUCUUUCAGCUUGUCUAUUGUAUUUACCAAAUAUUCUUAUUUUACCAAUUUAAUUAGAGUGAGUUAAAUAUAAUUAUUAUAAGCAGUAUAUAUUCACUUGUAAUUUAUGUUGCGGUUAUUAUUUGUACAUUGAUACAUGAAUACUAUGCCUACAAACGAACAUAAACAUCAAAGUAAUUCACAAACUAACAAUGUUAUCUAUGAUAUAUUUCUAAUGUGUAUCACUUUAAUUUUACAUUAGUUUGAAUGAGAAGAAAGUUAUAAAUAUUGUCAGAUCAUUUUUUAUGUAAAUAAAUUUUAAUUAAAAGAGAAAAUUAGAAAAAUACACAUUAUAAUGCAAUUUGUUGUACCUCUGAAUUUCCUAAGUGUAUAAAUUUUUAAUCGUAGAAAACAUAGAGCAAUAAAAGUCAAAUUAUGUAUGUAACUUAACAGAAAGUGAGAAAAUUACCAUUUAUAAUGUUAUCCAUUGUAUUUCUCAUUGUGUACAAUGUAUUUCAAACACCUAAAAUGUUUGGAGAAAAAAGAAAUGAAUACUAAUUAUGACUUUUAUACACAUUACUUUUCUUCAGACGUAUAUUUCCUUAAUAUUUGCACAAAUAACACACAAAUAUACACAUAAGGUUAUAUAAAAAGGUUGUGCUUCUUUACAUUCUCAGAUAUAUACAUAUUAUUUUUACUGUUAUAAGUUUAUUUUCUGUAAUCAGAUAUGUGAUUUUUUAAGUCAACUUAUGUCAUUCCAAAAUUCUAUUUACCUUAUUGUUUUUCUGAAGCAAGGAUAUCCUUUUCUUGUUCCAAGUCAGAAGAUUUUUUUCAGCAAGUUUUGAAAGGUUUAUGUGUUGCCUUCUUUACCAAUUAGAUAUGGUUAGAUUUAUAUGUACCACCAAACGUUGAUUUGCAUCAAAUACUUCAUGUAAUACAUUCUGAUAGAAAGACAAUGAUUUACCAUUUAAUAGCACAAUAUUAGUUUUUAAAGUAAUUAUUGUAAAAGUUGAAAAAGAUAGAGUUUCUUAUUGAUUUAUAAGCAUUUUUAUUCUUAGAAACAUUGUAGUAUAUGCAUUUAAAGUAGAAUCUUUGAUUGUUAUUAUAUAUUCCCAUGAAAUAGAAACAAUUCUUAUCAAUUGUCUAUGAAAUGUUUAGUUGUAGCAGUUUCAUAUAACCAAAACUAAUUUCUGUUCUUUCCUAAUUUGAAAUACUACAUACAACAUGUAUUGCUUUGUGAAAGGUGAUCUAGAAUUAAGCUAGAAUGUCUUAUUUUUUCAUCUCUUUGCUUUUAUAUUUUUAAUGAAAGUAGUGGGUAGGUGUCAAAGUGUAAAUGUAGGUUGUGUAAUUAUUAGUAGAAAUGUAGUUUGAAACUUUCCCUUUGAAAAGUAUAAGUAGGGCCAUAUGUGACAUUAUAUGCCCUGCGUGUAUGUUCUCAUAUUAUUUUUAUUUGUACACGUGUGAAAGGUGGUCCAUAUGGUCGUAUGACUUUGAAAAAGUCUACAUGAUAUAUUGUUUUCUUUUUACUCUUUAUUUUUUGUGAACAUUGAAUGUGUCCAGUCUGUGCAAUUUGUUAUUGCCAAGGCAAAGUAUUGUUAUAUUUUUAUACAAAAUAGUUCUACGCUGUCUCUGAUCUAAUCACUAUUAACAUGACAAAAGUGCCCUAAUCUGAUGUCUGGUGGGGAUUUUAUGCUGCUCUGCCACCUUCAAGAUGUCCAUUUCUUCAGCAUUAGUGCCCAGCCAGUUUGUUAUUUGUUAUUUCUGGCUUGCCAGGUCAGCUGUAGGAAUGGCCAUGUCGAGGGUUGUAUGACAACAUUAAAUAUCCAAUCAGGUUGUCAGAUUUGCUAGGACAGUCAUGUGAGGGUGUCUCUAGUCGCUAUGACAACAGUGCCCUAACCAGUGACUUUUGCUGGUUUGCUAGGUCAGUCAUGUGACUGGAGAGUCUGUGGUUGCUAUGACAACAGUGCCCUAAUUAGUUCUUAAUUACUAUGUAGACCAGAAGGUUUUGUCACAUUGAAAUUUUUAUGUCAUAGCUUUACAAAUCUGUUUAAUAAGGAAUCAAUAUUCAACAAUGUGACACAAAGUAAGGUAAUCUAAAGGUUAAUCAAAUGUGAAGUAUAAAAAUUUAAUAAAUGUCACUUUUUCAGUUUGAUUUUAUUUUGCAAAGAUAAUUUGACAAAUACAUUGAUUUUUCCCUGUCAGUUAAUUGCAACAAAUGGUUUCCCUUUAGUGAACCUUAUGGGUCCAGAUCUUCUGCUUUACAGUAAUUUCCUGAUUUGCUAGGUCAGUCAUGUGAUCACAGUCAUUGGGUCAGGGACAGCAGGUAUUGUUUAUAUAUAUAUAUUUUGAAGUAGAUUUUUAUAAAAAUAUUUUUUUUUGAAGAAAAAAUGGAAAGACAUUCCAAACUCCUAACUUACAAUGAUUGUAAUUAGCGCCAGUAUUUCUGUUUUAGUUUAAAAUUAUAUGCUACAGAAAAGAACUGUAAUACGAUAUCUAAUACAUUAAUUGUGUUAUUUUAAACCUUAUUCCUACGUUAAUAUUGCACAUGGACUAGUUCAGAAAGGGAAGGAACUGUUUGAUAUGGAUGUUUAAGUUGAACCUGUCUGUUUACCAGUAGUUUGACUGCAGAGAGUAUUUACAUUAUAGAAGGCUGAACCAGUAAUUUUAGACAUGUGAAAGACAUGUUAAGUGUUCAUGAGAUGGAAGUACUUCUACUAGUAUAUGUAGCAUUAUCUUAAUGUUUUAGUUUUACAUUGGUAAAGUUGUAAACACAUGAACUUGAUAUGUUCCUUCUCAUUUUCUGGAUUGUCUUGAUAAAAUAAUAAAAGCUUU